Messenger RNA from Pestalotiopsis fici W106-1, 2919 nucleotides. RefSeq lists its product as uncharacterized. The transcript has 3 exons. Gene Ontology annotation, biological process: proteolysis. Bases 1 to 2919 code for a protein of 972 amino acids. NCBI's taxonomy places the organism in Eukaryota, Fungi, Ascomycota, Sordariomycetes, Amphisphaeriales, Sporocadaceae. The record is from RefSeq and is a predicted model, not a curated record. Gene Ontology annotation, molecular function: serine-type endopeptidase activity.
AUGGCACCAUCGCUUGGGGCUGGUCCCUGGAGGAACAAUCAGAACGUGGACCUGGUGAUACGGACAGCCAGGUCGAUUUCCGAGAUCGCUAGACUCCUGAGACCCCUACAGACAAACAUUGACCUGAUGCACUUUUACGGCAACUUAAAUGUUCAUUGCGUCCUAGUCAAGGAUCAGAUGAAGCGCCUUAAGUUUAUAUUAAGUCCUGCGAACGAUCUUGUGGCCCAGGCUCUGAACCUUUUUGAAUCUCUCGUCUCCACCCAAGGGGUCCCGCAAGAUUCAGCGCUCAUGCUCAACUACAGUAAACAGCGUGCACUGAAUCAGCGCUGGGAUGUCCUGCGAAACCAAGAAAAUGACGCCAAGGUUCGGUUUAUUGAUCAAUGUUUCAAUGUGGUGAAGUCUCCUGGGCUCCGCCCGGGCCAGGCCCUCGAUGAAUCGUUCCGUGCAUGGGAAGACCACGUCUUCGCAGCGUACCCCGAAGACCGUUCACAGUGGUUGAUCGAAGAUUUGCCACCAAAAAAGGUCCGCGAUGAGCCGCCGUACGUUGUAUGGAGUACAGCAAAUUCUUUGUACACAGCCCUCACCAAAUCAGCUAAUUGUGGAUGCCAUCAGAAGCAUGAGCUUGGUGCGACGCUCUGUCUUGGGACCUAUCGCAAUCCCGAGUCUGAAAACAGCAGUGAUUUCGACAUGUGUUUCUCACGUGAAGGAAAUUGGCAGGAAGCUCGUGUGUAUACCACUCGAGAGAGCGUGGUCCGAUUCUCUCUGAACGAUAAACCGCCACCGCCGCAGAAGCAGCUACUGGACUACAAGCCUCUGCUCGUCAAGAAGGAACUAUGCGAACACAUCAAGGGCAAAAGUUUGACGUCACGCCGACUAGAGCUUCGGUUUGAGGACGAUUGUCUCUUCAAGCUGCUAUCCGCCAAGGGCAAGCUGUGGACCAAUAGCGCGGAACCUACUGUGUCGCUCCAGCAAUUCAUUGACGACAGAUUCACAUCACAGCCGACGAGGACGAGAGUAAUUCUAGCAGUGCUUCUGAGCUAUGCGGUCCUGCACCUGCAUGGUACUCCCUGGCUUCAACCCACAUGGAACUCGUCACAUAUCUUGUUCUUCCGUACCCGGACCAGCAUUCCCUUACGGCCUUACAUUCGAACGCAGCUGGGAACCGAAGGGAUAGAUCCCGAUUGGAGUCACCCGAAGAAUCAGAAAGAUGGUGAUAACCUAACGCAACACCCUGACCCAUCAAAUGAGGUCUCUCCGGAUGACUCCGAUCCUGACAACCUUGACUAUGGUGACCUAGAUCCGGACGAUAUCGAACAUCCAUUUCCUGCCCUUGUCACUCUCGCCAUCAUAUUGAUGGAGAUAUACACGAAAACUCCAUUUGGAGAAUUGGCGAAAAACUGUGACAUGCCGCUGCCAGAACUCCCUGAUAGUCGCACCAGGCUUUCGGACGUGGUGACUGUGUUCACGGAAUCAAAGAUCGAAAAUAUUGCCGAGAAUUCGAAGUUUUGCAAUGCAAUAGAAAAAUGCCUCCAGCCGAGGGUGUGGCGAGACGAGUGUGGUGAGCCCAUGGAUGACCAGACGCUGAGAACCGCAAUAUACCGAGAGGUUGUCACGCCACUAGAGGAUGAACUAUGCGACGCUUUCAAAACCAUCACCAUUGAGGAGCUUGAUCAGAUGGCUAAGGAGGUGGACAUUGGUAAUUGGGGCCAGCCCAUACAGAGCCGGAUUGCUGAGGAGAUGCCUCCAAAGACCGCAAGCCCCGCGAUCGACGAAGUGUGGCCUCAGCGACAAGGUCAUUUGAUAGGAUCUGAAGUAAGAUUUCAUGAUGCUCCAUUUGCUGCCUGGAAUCAUCGAUCCCAAGAAUACCUUCCGCCCUUCUUUGAUCUGAAACAGAAUCCCGCUCAGGAAUCCGAAUAUGAUUCUGCCAGAUUUUAUGACGAUGAAAGGCCUUCAGAAGCCCACUCCCGUGCAGAGCUCCUGGACUACCUGACUUGGAAAGCCAAAUAUAAAAAAGUCUACGAGAAAUACAUAGAGAGGUCCCCUCAAUCUGUGGUGAGGGUUGCGAUUCUAGACUCUGGCGUCGAUGAUGGACAUGACCUUCUCAAAACAGGCCAAAUCAAAGACAAGUACAACUGGACAACAGCUGCCAAAAACAAAAAAGUCGCCCAUGAUCGCGAUGGACAUGGCACUUUCGUAGCCAGUUUGCUGAUCGACUAUGCCCCUGAUGCCGAAUUAUACAUAGCCAAAAUAGCCGAGAAAGAGCUGUCUUCCCCUCGAAUCAUUGCAAAGGCGAUCGAAAUGGCCGUAAACGAUUGGAAGGUCGACAUCAUAUCCAUGUCUUUUGGGUACCCCACGAACCAGAUUGACGGUUAUGAAGAACUCAAAAAGGCUCUCGAAGACGCACACUGCAAACAUGUCUUGAUGUUUGCAGCAGCCUCCAAUAGCGGUGCAAAUUUAGGCCGUGCGUAUCCUGCUCGUGAACCACAGGUCAUCUGCGUUCACUCGACAGACUCGCACGGCAAUCGGUCCAAAUUCAGCCCCACAGCGCACAAGUAUAACACCAACUUUGCAACCAUAGGAGAAGCAGUAGAAUCAGCAUGGCCAGUCAAUCUCUGCGAUCGAUUGGCCAACCCGCAAUUUCUCCAGCUCAAGUCAGGUACAUCCUAUGCAACGCCCAUUGUAUCCGGCAUUGCAGCAUUCCUGCUGCAGUAUGCACGGUUUCACCUGGCGGAUAUGGCCGAUGUGCUGAAACGCAAGGACAAGAUGGAGGAAGUGCUUCUAGAAAUUACUAAGAAGACUCCGACGACCAUGGCCCGUGACGAUUAUCAUUACAUUUCCUUGAGCCUGUACUCAGACAACCUCUUUGCAAAGGGCAAGCGUUUCAUUGAUGCGACAUUGACUGAAAUUCUAAAACGAUGA